AUGGGUAGGCGAAUGCGAGAAGUUGUGAGUAGUGGAGGUGAAAGUGUGCUUGAGGCGAACUGUCACGUCACAUUACUGAUGCUGAGAGUUGUCGAUGUCGUCGCCAAAACCACCGUGCAACAAUCUGCCCGAAUGCUUGUUGCUGAUGUGCCUGGAGAUGUACAGGCCAAUGUGAAAAUAUCGGUAUUGAUGAUAAAAUUGAUGUUAUUACCAUUUUGUCAGAGCGGUAAUCAAAUUCCCAUUAUUAAGAUUGGAGCGUUGUUUCCUUUACAUCAUCAAAUUGCGGGUACGGAAGGAUGUGGGCAAAUCUGGGAACAAUACGGAAUUCAAAGAACUGAGAUUGCUUUGAGCACUAUUGCUGAACUCAACAACUAUCUUCCGUUCAAACUUGGUAUCAGCAUAAGAGAUUCGUGCUGGACAGAGCGCAUAGCAAUGGAGCAAACGAUAGCGUUUCUUCGAGAGGGUGUUGCUCAGUGCUCCUGCUGCCAAACACCUGGUUGCCAGAAAAAAACAUCGCCGGUUGUUGCAAUAGUCGGUCCAGCGAAAAGCUCCACAACGAUUGUUGUACAAAACCUUCUACAAGUUUUCAAAAUACCUCAGAUAGGUUAUGGUGCAACAACAACAGAUUUAUCGGACAAAGAACAGUUUGGUUAUUUCAUGAGAGUUGUGCCAUCGGACGCUUGGCAAGCUAAAACGAUCGUUACAAUGUUAGCACACUUCAGAUGGACAUACGUGGCUGUUGUUUAUUCAGCUGGAAAUUAUGGCGAAAAGGGGUUCGAGGAACUGGAGCGACUGAAGUCGGAUGAUGUUUGUAUAGCUUAUUCAGAGAAAGUGAAAAGUCUUGCAGAACCGGCUGAAUUCGAUAAAAUCUUGAAUUCACUCAGAAGUCAAAAGUCACGUCCGCAAGUUGUGGUGUGCUUUUGUGAAGGACGCACCAUGCAUGAGAUGUUCAAAGCGCAGAAACGAUUACGUCUUCUUGAUCCCACAAUGGAACCAUUCCAAUGGAUUGGUAGUGAUGGCUGGGCUGAUCGAUUGGAUGUCGUCGACGGAGUGGAACAUGAAGCGGCUGGUAGCUUCUCAAUAAGAAUUCAUUCGCCUAACGUCGCAUGGUUCGAUGAUUAUUAUUUCUCACUGAAUCCACAAACAAAUGUUCUCAAUCCUUGGUUCCGCGAGUUUUGGCAAGAAAAAUUCAAGUGCCAGUUUACGAUACCGAAAGACGACUUGGUCACGAGAGUGUGUACUGGUAACGAAAACCUCACUCUGAAUUACAAACAAGAUGCAAAACUAAGUCAAGUAGUGAAUUCGAUUCGUGUCGUUGGUCAUGCACUUCUAGCGAUGUACAAUGAUCGAUGCCGUGAUAAUACAACAAUAUGUACGGAAAUGUUGGCUAUUAAUGGAACACUUCUUUAUCGAUACAUGAUAAAUGUAACCUUCAUCGAUCAAUUUCAGCAGGAAAUGUAUUUUGACAACAAUGGUGAUCCACCAGCAUGGUAUGACAUAUUAAAUUAUGUGGGGGGUGAGGAUGGAUUCCGAACAGUCGGAGAUUUUCGACAGAAGCGGCACGGUGAUUAUAGACUAGAAAUAUUUGUGGAUAAUAUCAUGUUCUACGACAAGAGCAGCAACGUGCCAGAAUCUGUUUGCAGCAAACCGUGUAGAGUGGGUCAACGACAACGCGGAACGAUUGCAUGUUGUUGGAUCUGUGAGAACUGUUUGGCGCAUCAAAUUGUUAAUUACGCGACAAAUUCUUGUCAGAAUUGUACUCUUGGGUUAUGGCCGGAUGAUAAUCGAACAAGCUGUCAUGCUUUACCUCAUGAAGCGCCGUCGUGGUCGUCUACUGGAAUCGCUCUGGCCUUAGCAUUAGCAUCUGUAGGUAUCAUCGCAACACUGCUAACAAUUCUUGUUUUCGUACAGCACAAUCAUACACCAGUCGUCAAAUCAACUACUCGUGAACUUUCUUAUAUCAUUCUUAGUGGUAUAAUGGCUUGUUACGCAAUAAGUUUCGCAAUCCUCACACGACCGUCUUUUACGAGUUGCUUCUUAACACGAACUGUGCCUCCGAUUGCUUUUUCGAUCAUCUAUUCAGCGCUGCUCACCAAGACCAAUCGAAUUGCACGCAUUCUUGCGGGUAGCAAGAAACGAAUUCUAACAAAAAAGCCUCGAUUUCUCAGCACAUCCUCACAGGUUCGUCUAUCACAGUGUUAUUCUCGAGAAAUAGCCAACGAUCCAGCUGAUCUUUUGAGGCGUUUGGCCUUUCAGGUGGUAAUAACAUGGAUGUUAGUGGGAAUCGAAUGCGUCAUCGUGGCUGUUGGUGUUAUGGAAGAAAUGCCUCAGGCUGGCUUCGAUCCUUACUAUUUACCACGUCGGAUGGUGCUUAUUUGCUCAACUACGACUUUCGCUUUUCUUUCACCGUUCUUUUGGAACCUCUUUCUCAUCUCACUAUGCACCCUGUAUGCGGUCAAAACACGCAAUUUACCCGAAAACUUCAACGAAGCGAAAUUCAUUGGAUUCACUAUGUACUGCACAUUGGUCGUUUGGUCAGCGUUCAUUGUGCUGCAUUUGGGAACGACAAACAAAGCACUUACGAUGAGCUUUUCAUUCAGUCUUUCAGCGAGUGUCGCUCUUAUAUUAUUGUUCUUCCCGAAACUGUAUAUUAUUUUAUUCCAUCCAGAAAAGAACGUUCGAGCAAGUUAUACAACAACCAAACUGAUCAGAUGUCAUUUCGGUAAUUCACAAGGGAUGGAUAGUAAACACGUUUCAAUAUCAAAAACGAGAACCAGUCAACAAUCCGUUUCAAGCUACCCGACGCGGACAGCAUCUGUACAUAUAAGCCAGAGUGCAUCGCAAGAUGCGUCAACGCAGACGGAAUCUUUGAACUUGUCAUCCAAAUUCUCAAGAACAUUUUCGGUUCUUGGAACAAAGAGAGGAAAUAGGGCAAUGGAUGAAGAGGUCCUGCAGUUGAUUGAUUCAUGCAGACGAUACCAGGACGAGAGAAUGCAAGGUCCAGUCUCGAAUUUGUUACUUGAAGAAAGGGAAGACGAUGAAGUCGGAAGUCUACUGGCUGGUUCGAUUGAGGAUUCAAUGAGAACAGUACUUAGUACUGUAACGAGGGGGUCUGUUAAUGAGCCCGCUGUUUUGCCAGAUGAUGGCUUCGAACAGCUGCUAAAAAGUCGUGGUGUACAACCGGUGCAAUUCACCAUUGCCACUCCGUUAUAA
Molecule: messenger RNA, 3213 nt
Organism: Anisakis simplex (herring worm)
Lineage: Eukaryota; Metazoa; Nematoda; Chromadorea; Rhabditida; Anisakidae
Source: the annotation of a GenBank genome assembly